AUGCACCUGGAGGGGAGGGGAGGGGAGGGGGGGCCCCACUUCCUCGAGCGGAUAGAAGAAGUCUGCCUUUGCCUUAACCCCGCCUUCCGCGCUUGGCUCCGGUUCUCUCUGCGCUCUCGGCGGACGGAGAGGCAGCCGGGGCAGCUGGCCUUUCCACGCGAGGCGGCGAUGCGAGUGGAGGCGUCGGGGCCCCCCUCAAAAGGCACUCUCCCGGGCCCAGGUGACGGCGCUAUGAACCCCGCGGCAAGCCCGAGCCCGAGCCAGAAAGCUUCACAAGGAUGCAGCGCUGAUCCAAAGGCAGCUGUUGAGCUCGAGCAGCUCUGUUGCUCCCAUUCAGAUCUCACUGAAACCACCGAGUUCAACGCAACAAUGCCUUUGGGGCACUUCACCAAAGGAGCGAGUAUAGAUGAGCUUAUUGAUACUUGUAUCCAUUCUUUCGAUUCAGAAGGAAACCUGUGUAGAAAUGAUCAGCUAUUGAAGGUAACGUUGACCAUGCAUCAACUAAUUAUAUCAUCAACUGAAGUGCUACAAAAGCUAAUAGAUCUAUAUCUGGAUGCUCUGGAAGAUAAUUCUUCUUUGCUUUGCUAUAAGAUAUGUUGCCUUGUAAGAUAUUGGAUAAGAGAAUUUUGGAUCAUGUUCAAAACUGAUUCCAGCCUUACAAGCACCAUGGAGGAAUUUCAGGAACUGGUGAGAGCUAAUGGUGAGGAGUUACACAGCCGCCUAAUUGACACAUCUCAAAUAAAUGCUCGAGAUUGGUCUAGAAAGAUUACCCAGCGGAUAAAAUCCAACAGCAGUAAGAAAAGAAAAGUGUCCCUUCUCUUUGAUCACUUGGAACCAGAGGAGUUGUCCGACCACCUCACUUACCUUGAAUUCAAGUCCUUCAGAAGAAUAUCAUUUUCAGAUUACCAGAACUACAUCAUGAACGGCUGUGUAAAGGACAAUCCAACAAUGGAACGCUCUAUUGCUCUUUGUAAUGGUGUUUCCCAAUGGGUACAACUAAUGGUACUUAACAGACCAACACCACAGCUUCGGGCUGAAGUAUUCAUCAAAUUUAUUCGUGUGGCCCAGAAACUUCAUCAGCUGCAGAACUUCAACACAUUAAUGGCUGUAAUAGGUGGUCUUUGCCACAGUUCCAUCUCUAGGCUCAAAGAAACAAGUUCUCAUGUUCCUCACGAUGUUCAUAAGGUGUUCAAUGAAAUGACAGAACUGCUGUCGUCUUGUAGGAACUAUGAUAAUUAUCGUCGUGCUUACAAUGACUGCAUUAACUUUAAGAUCCCUAUCCUUGGAGUACAUCUGAAAGACUUGAUUUCCCUUUAUGAGGCCAUGCCGGAUUACUUGGAAGACAACAAAAUUAACAUCCAUAAAUUAUAUUCCUUGUACAACCAUGUCAAUGAACUGAUACAGUUGCAAGAUUUGGGGGCCCCAUUGGAGGCUAACAAGGAUCUUGUUCAUCUCCUCACAGUAAGUCUUUUUUUUUUUUUUACGAUUGUAUAUAUUUUAAUAUUAUUCUCACAGCCCGCCUCACAUACAGCCAUUUCUCCUCUGACGCCUUCUAAACCCCCAAUAGUAGUAGCAGACUGGGCAUCCGGCAUUGCUCCAAAACCUGAUCCAAAGACCAUAAGCAAGCAUGUUCAGAGGAUGGUAGAUUCGGUUUUCAAAAAUUAUGACCAUGAUCAGGAUGGAUACAUCUCUCAGGAAGAAUUUGAGAAGAUAGCAGCAAGUUUUCCUUUCUCAUUUUGUAUAAUGGACAAGGACAGAGAAGGCCUGAUAAGCAAGGAUGAAAUCACAGCUUACUUCAUGAGGGCAAGCUCAAUCUAUUCUAAGUUGGGCCUUGGCUUUGCCCACAACUUCCAGGAGACCACUUAUCUGAAGCCAACUUUCUGUGACAACUGUGCUGGAUUUCUUUGGGGAGUUAUUAAACAAGGAUAUAGAUGCAAAGAUUGUGGGAUGAACUGUCACAAGCAAUGCAAAGAUUUGGUUGUUUUUGAAUGUAAGAGAAGACCUAAAGCCACACCUCUGGAUAACAGUCCUGCAUCGGCCCUUGCAUCUAGUCUGUGCCCCAUGGGACUGAAGGAGCACAUGCAUGGGUUGGAGGAGGGAGGAUUUCCGUUCCCUAAUGGAGAAGUGGUUGAGCACAAUGAAGGGAGCAAAGACAGAACUAUUAUGCUGAUGGGGGUUUCAGCUCAAAAAAUCUCAGUAAGGUUAAAGCCUUCCAUCGUGCACAAGAGCACGCAGACUGACCUCAUGCUAAUACAGGCGGAAGGACUCCCUGGACAACAAAAAGAACCAGGAACGUUACAAGAAAGCACUCUCCUCCAACCUACCUCUCUGUCUCCAUGCCCGAGCCCAGUUCUUAGCCGUAGAAAGGCUUAUGUGAAAUGGGAAAACAAGGAUUGCAACCAAAAAGCAAAGGAGGAGCCAUGUACUUUAAAACCUUCAUAUCAGGAACUGGAGCAGGAGAGAAAUAUCCUUGCAACAGAGAAAGAGACUUUAAAGCUGCAACUUAAACAGGCACAGAAGAAAAUUGAAUUCCUCAGCGUUCGAAGAAAUCGCAUUUUGGACAGCAGAGAACAUGGAGACUGCUUGUAGCUGACAAGUCAAGAGUUCUUCUUGUGGAAGAUAGUAAAGGCAAUUGGGUCUUAAGGUCUGUUGCAUUCAGGCGCAUGCACGGGUGGACGAUUUCAAACGUUAUCCUUGUUCUGCCUGUAAUAUGUGUGGAUGCAUGCAUUCCCUUCUGAACAGGUUUAAAAUAGUUUGUUUUCUGUUGAAAAUGAUUUCACUUGGAAGUCUUUUUAAAUUUAGGAAAGCAAAACUAUUGCUCUAGUCCUGAUAAGGUAACAAAAUUAAGAAAAAUGGAGGAACUGGAAAUAGGAAGCAAAUUUUGCAGUGCAGAGCUGGAAAUGAAGUUAUUGGGCAAGGUGAGAGAUGGUGAGAAGUUCUCACAACAGCUAGGAAAAAAAACUGUAUUGUUUUAUGUGGCAAACUGUAGCAGUAUUUAGCCACAGGUUAAGUUGUGUUGGUGUCAGUUGGUCAGAAGAGUUAUGUGGUAUGUCUUCUCCCUCGGAAAUACAUGCAUCUUUGCUCUAGCUGUGAUCUAUUCCUCCAUUCCUCUUUGUAGAAAUUCAGUACAGAAUGAUCACCAUAAUCCACCUGAAUUUCACAUAAAUAACUACAUUUCAUGUAUCUUUUACCCAUGGAACAAACAUCCCUGAUUCUAUAUGGAUCUUCCGUGUGAGGAACAGAAGGUGGUGGCUUCUCUGUUUUGGGUAUAUCUUCUGGCUUUUUUUGCUAACAGUGUUAUGGGGAAGCAUAUUCAUGAGUGGCUUUCUCAAAUGAGUUCAUACACAUACACUCCUUUAAAAGUAAAUUUGGUCUAUACAGGCAGAUUGCUACUGAUGUUUCACUUUCUAAAUUCCAAACAUUAACUGAAAGUUUUCCUGUAUGUGAGCCGCAGAUUCAGCUACAGACUGACAUCCAGUGGGAUUGAUUAUGCAUGAUCAUUGUAGAAGCUGUGAAGGUCAUUGACAUUUCAAAGCCCACACAUAGGUAGUGAUGACAGCAUAACAACCUUGAUUUUGUGAUGGAGUGUAACUUUACCCUUCACAUUCAAUUUGAACAAAGUAUUAUGUUUUCUAACUUAUUUUAAUGGUUUAUGGGACUGAGAACUAGAUAAUCACUCUUUUAAAGGAAUCCCACUCAGAUUUUGGUGUUCUUGCACACUACCUAUAUUCCUGCACUCAUUUUUCACAAGGGGAAGUUGAAGUUAUUUAUUCAUGAAAGUAGAGUGAAAUGAACAUUUAUUUUGCUUGUGAAUCCUGUUGAGCCCCACUGGAUCUUCUACAGCGGUAAAGGUUCCUAUGCUUUCUUUCCGGUUAUUUUUCCCUGCUGAGUCCAAUGUGUGGUGCUCAGUGUAUAGAAGUACAGUCAUUUCUAUCACAGUUGACAUAGUAGAGAAAGCAUUUGAAAGUUGAAAUGCACAUUUCUUUCUUUGCACACGUCUUGGGAAAUUGGGCUGUAGUUCUUUACAUUCAGGCACCAGGUUCAAAUUCUGGCUUGAAAAGGAAAGCCAUUUGGUAGCAUUAGCAUGUACCUUUUACUUUACUUGACUAAAUGGCUCAGUAGUUUUAAAACUUCAUUCCUGCACACUUAAUUGGUAUUACUUAACCCAAUCUGUGAAGAAAUAGCACAAAAAUGAAAAGUACCACUUUUGUUUUGUCUUAUAGAAAUAGCUUAUGAUUCAAGAUAAAUGAUACACUAUGAAAUGUGGUAUCAAGUGCUUGUGACUUGGUGUAGCUUGUGUUUUAUUUAUUUACAUCUGGUUUCAAACACAUUCCUUAAUUUAUUUUUACAAGAAUGAGGUAUUGCCUUCCCAGCUCUUGCAGCAUUUUAUUUUGUGCUGCAGUGUGUAUUUAUUCCUUUUUGGAGUGGUUUCACAGUUAAAUAACUCCAGCAUAAUCUGUUUAUAAGAUUAUUUGUAUAAGCAAACCUGUAAUUUAAAUGUAUGUGUUUCAGAAGCUGGCUUCAGUUCUGUUUGGUAAAUCUGAUAAAGUAUUGUAACUACACUCCACUGAUUGUAAAUAUUUAUGAAUUUGUCAUGCAUGGACUUUAAAAGUUGAACAGAGUUGACUCAGAGCAGUUAUACACUAAGCAUAAAUAAUUAAACCACUCUAGAAAGAAAACCCUUAACAACUCUUAGCUAAUGUUUUUCUUCCCCUUCCUUUCUCACACAUUUGCCUUCCAUCAGCAAUCUUCCUCUGUAGUCAAAAAAACCUCCUUCUACAUAAGAAGUGCAGAACCUUUUACCCUUGAAGGUUUUCAUUCCUUCCAGGAAGUGGAGUCAUGAUCCACAGGUGCCAGAAACAUGAAUGAACACACACACACACGCCAUUAUUUCAUUCUUUCCCCUCUAUUUAUAUAUAUUGCAAAACUGCACAUCCAGAACUUCAUCUGUUCUCUAUAACAUUGCAUUGAGAAACAAGAGUCCUCUUUCCAACAUACAGCACAGAAGUAGCGAAGUAUCCAUAUUCCUGUCCUCUGUGGGCAUCUCCUUGUACUUCUCUAGUACAUGCCAAGGGCAUUCCCCAGUGCACAGCAAGGAAGGAAGGAAACUUUCAUAGCUGCUUCACAGUUCAAGGGAAAUAGUUUUUGUAUGCAAGGCAGAGAAGGUAGAUGAUAGAGAUAGAUGGGACCAUCAAAAGUGAUAGCUAGUACACCUCAAGUCACUUUAAAUGCUAUAUUCCUGGCUGGCUUAAACACUUUUGCCUUGGUGUCCAUCUUUUCCUCUUGGGGGAAUAAGAUUGAAAGAGAUUGUCAGCAAAAAGCUGACCUUUGUGUCUGGAGAGGUGUGAGAGGCCUGUGAGGAAAUACAGUCAAGUCAAACCUUUCAUACAAUUCUUUAAAUUGUUUUAAGUAAUUUGACUGAAGCUAUAAAUAUGUGUUGCUGAGAUAAAUGGUGUGAGAGUAUUUGUAAAGCAGCGUGCAAAGACAACUGUAACUCACCUUCAUGGAUCGGAGUUAGUAAACAGCUGCAGGAGUUACCCAAAUGAUGACAAAACCACAAAAACCAAACCAACUGACCUUCUUGCAAGUUAAAUUUAAGAUAAAUAUGUUUGUGGAAAAACCUCCUAAAACCUCAUAUUAGGUAAGAUUUGACUUUUCCUGAAGGCACAGAGCCUAGGAGUGCACUGGCUUGUAUCCUUUCCUAGAAGUCACAUACAUAUUUCUGUAAACUAGAUCAGAUUGCUAUAUGAAGACAAUGUGGACAUUUCAUUUGUUUUAAGGGAAGUAGCUAUGCUGUUAACAAUAAUUAAUUGGUUUAUUUAUUUAUUAAUUUCAGUGUCAAAUUCAAGGUACUGAUACUAAUCUGUACACAUCGGGUUAGUGGUUCCCUUAUGUAGCCACAUGAAAGUCAUUCUAUAGACAGAUACACAGGCAUGAAACUCAAUCAGAUUUACUGUGCAGCAUGCUGUUGAGGGUUUGAUUUGUUUUUCGAGUCUCAUCCGCAAUCAAAUCAGUGGCCUUCUUUCUGCCCUAAAUGUAUGUGUGAGUUCAAGAACAGGCUUCACUGCCACACUAUCAGCUUUUAAAACUACCGCUUGCAUGAAAUGAUGCAUUCUCAGUACCAACUAAUGUGUUAGCAGUUGCUCAAACCAUCACAUUAUGCAUAUUUAUAGCCAUUGCUCUAAAAGUUUUGAAAAACAUUUGCAAGUAUUCAGCAGCCUGUGAUGCCAGCAUGAUGGACACAUCCUUCUCGGCCUUCCUUCUAUACUACACACAUGCCAAAACAUCACAUCCUUCAAGUUAUUAAGGCUUCUCAUACUGAUG
This is a messenger RNA of Anolis sagrei ordinatus, 6324 nucleotides long. NCBI's taxonomy places the organism in Eukaryota, Metazoa, Chordata, Lepidosauria, Squamata, Anolidae. The record is from RefSeq and is a predicted model, not a curated record.